AUGUUCUUCUGUUUUUCACCGUGGGAUGGGGAUCCAACGACUCUGGAAAAAGAACAGCUCCGAGAUUCCCGUGCCGCAACUAAACCACGCCGGCCGAGGUGCUCGGCGGCGGCGACGGCGCGAUCCGCCCCAAUCCGGCGGGGUCCGUCCCCCUCCUCCGGCCACCGCCUCUUCAACCACACUGAUCUCCUCCCGUGGGCAUCCCCGGCACCUGCGGGACCGGCCUCCUCCGCCGCCUUCCUACAACGCCGAUGCGUUUCUCCGCGGCGCGCGCGGAUGGUCGGGCCGGAGUACGUGGACGCGUUUCGAUCAGUGCCUGCCUGCCUGCCGUUCAACCGGAGAAGCCCCCACUCAGGGCCGACGGGCUCGGCGACCUCCCUCCCCUCCCUGCUCCUCGGGUCAUUCACAGAUGAAAAUUGAGGAUGGGGCGAUAAGCCGUCGCCCGUGAGAGCAUAGUGGCAUGUCUGCACUGGCCUGGGUUCAACUCCCACUGGAUAUGGAAUUUUGCUUCAUCGGUAAGUUUUAUUCCAAUUAGAUAUCAACAGUUGAUCUGAUCCUAUCUACCUUUUUUCGUCUUAUGGGUUAGAGAGGAAAAACACUAUACUCGCAAAGAAAUAUGUUGUUAAGGUUACUGCAGGCGAACCAAUAAUAUUCAACUUCCUUUGUGCA
This is a messenger RNA of Hordeum vulgare subsp. vulgare (domesticated barley), 669 nucleotides long. RefSeq lists its product as uncharacterized. The record is from RefSeq and is a predicted model, not a curated record. The transcript is spliced from 2 exons. Bases 1 to 420 code for a protein of 139 amino acids. NCBI's taxonomy places the organism in Eukaryota, Viridiplantae, Streptophyta, Magnoliopsida, Poales, Poaceae.